This is a messenger RNA of Batrachochytrium dendrobatidis JAM81, 489 nucleotides long. RefSeq lists its product as uncharacterized. The transcript has a single exon. Lineage: Eukaryota; Fungi; Chytridiomycota; Chytridiomycetes; Rhizophydiales. Bases 1 to 489 code for a protein of 162 amino acids. The record is from RefSeq and is a predicted model, not a curated record.
AUGAUUGAUUUAACCACUUCCGACCAAGACCAACAACAACCAACAGAUGUAGCUGGACCGAGCACUGCCAAACGAGGUCAAACACAACCAAUUGAUCAGCCCAGCCCAAGUACUUCCAACCAAAACCAGCAACAACCAAUGAACAAAGUCGAGCCUGCUAAUACUGGGUCGAAUCAAGUUACUAAAUUAAGCAAAAAGGAUCAGAUAAUCCUUGAUGAUAUAAAGAAAAAUCUUGAAGCGUCUAAAGAAUUACGAAAGAAAAAACUCAAAGACUAUCAUAAAUCUAUGGCUUUUGGAUACAAACAAUGGUCAGUGUUGGGAAAAAAGGAAGAUAUAUUUGUAUCAAAGUACGAUCCAGACACUGAAAAGAAAGCAAAACAAGAGUAUAAAAAGGCAAGGUAUAGAGUAAACAGUAUCAGAAAACAAUUGAAAAACUUUAUGAUAAAGCAUGGUUUGGAAAUCGAAGAACUGGGUUUGGAUUUGGAUUGA